Candida tropicalis MYA-3404 is the source of this 2784-nucleotide messenger RNA. It is a transcript of the gene ARG81, whose product is annotated as Arg81p. Lineage: Eukaryota; Fungi; Ascomycota; Pichiomycetes; Serinales; Debaryomycetaceae. Bases 1 to 2784 code for a protein of 927 amino acids. The record is from RefSeq and is a predicted model, not a curated record. Gene Ontology annotation, molecular function: zinc ion binding; DNA-binding transcription factor activity, RNA polymerase II-specific. The transcript has a single exon. Gene Ontology annotation, biological process: regulation of DNA-templated transcription.
AUGUCAACUACUUCACCAGCACCAGCACCAGCACCAGCAGCAUCAACUGUGACAACAACAACACCGCCAAAAAAGUCUGCACCACUACCCCCGUCAUCAACAUCCACCUCGUCUAGUAAAAUAAAGAGGUCAAAGACAUUUACAGGAUGUUUUACAUGUAGGUCAAGAAAGAUAAAAUGUGAUUUAACCAGACCUCAUUGUGAAAAAUGUAUUAAAGCAGGAUUAAUAUGUGCUGGAUAUGAUAUCAAACUAAGGUGGUCAUUACCAAUUAAUUAUAAACCUACUAAGACAGGUAAUGUUAAAAGUGAACCAAUUAAGUUUAAUGAUAAAGAUGAUACUGAAAAUUCAGGUUCUAGUAAUACACAAGAAUUUUUCCAAAGACGACUAGUUGGAUUUGUCACUUGGGAAGAACCUUAUGAAACAUAUGAAGAAAUGGAUCAAGAUCUUGCGAUAUUACAUGGACUGGGAGAUGAUCCGAAAGUUAAACAACAAGGUUUAACUAAAUUGAGAGGACCAUUUGGAGUUUUUAGAGGUGAUGGUCAGAUUAAAGAGAUAUGCAAUGAUACUAUAACUGAACCAAAAAAGAAAAAACAACGAUUAAAUAAUCAUAAUGAUUCACUUAGAAGAGUAGAUAGUUAUAGUAAUAAUAAUUCAACAACGCCAUCAAUUGUUGCCAAUUCACCUGCUAAUAAUGGUACACCAGUUAGUACAGCAACACAUCAACAAACCAAUGUUGCACCUCAUGAUCAUUUUUGGCUUUCUAAUGAAUUGAAAGAUGCUGCAUUGGUUACAGCUGCAGCAUUAGAUACUCAAUUUUUGGAUAUGAUGUAUAAUUUCAACAGUAAUGUUCCAACUUCAAAUAAUACUAAUCAUACUUCAAUUGAUGAUUUUAAUAAUCCUGAUUUUUUAAAUUUAUUAUUCCACAGACAUCAACAUCCUGAACUGACAGUUGGUGCAGAAACACCUAGAUCUACUCAUUCAAAUAAUAAUAAUAAUAACAAUAAUAUGUCAAUGACAAAUUUACUUAAUCAAAGUGGGUCAGCAAAUACAAAUGCUAUAAUGGAUCAAACUUAUUAUUCUAAUUUUUCUAAUUUUUUCUACAACAAUCCUUAUCAAUCAAAUGAUAAUUUAGAAAUUCAAUUACAUGCAAAAGGAACAGAUAAUGAUUAUGUUGAUGGAGAUCAAACAAAUGAUAAGAAAUUAUUAGAAUUUAUCAUGUCAAUAAUUAAAAAUCCAAUUAAAGUAUCAUUUGAUUUAUCAUUACCUAAUAGAGAUUCACAAAUUAGAAUUCCUGUUAAUGCUUUACAGGUUCAACCAUUGACAAGAUAUUUAUUGAAUUAUUAUAUUACUGAAGUUGCUGAUUUGAUGACAGUUAUCCCAUUGACAGAAAAUCCAUGGAAGGCUAUUUAUUUUCCUAGAGCAUUAAUGGCAAUUGGUGAAUUACUGGCAUUGGGUAAGACAUCAACUGCAAAGAAUGCUUUAUUGAAUGCAUUAUUAGCUGUGCUGGCAUUUAAUUUACAAAGUAAAUAUCCUAAGAAUUCAGAACCAAUGAAGUUUUACUUGAAUUUAGGGAUUGCGUUAAGAAAUCAAGCUAGUUUGUUUAUUAAACAACUACUUCAUAACAAAAAUAGUAAUAACGGGAUAGAAUAUUGUAUCACACAUGAAAAAUACAAGGAUGUUUUAUGUGCUGUAAUGAGUAUGAUUAGUGUGGACUUGGUUUGGGGAACAAUGCAAGAUACUGGAGUUUAUAUUUCUUGGUGUGGUAAAGUUAUUGUUGCCAAGAUGAAGAAUAAGAAGAAAUUGUCAUCUAAAGCAAGAAUUUUGCAUAGAAUUUUCCUGAGUUUGAAAUUAAUUCAAGAUUCAACUUGUUUAGACUUGGAAAGUAUUAAAGUAGAUUUUGAAACAAAUGUAGCUCAAGGUGGAUAUGAUGUCAAUGGUGAUAAGUUUGGAAAUAGUAGAAAAUCACUGCAACAACUGGAAGAUGAUAAAGAAAGAGAUGAAAAGGGGAGAAUUGAUUUCAUUGUAAACAACACUUUUUCAAGUGUAAGAAGACUUUCUUCUCCAACUGCUAAACAAGCCACCACUUCCCCAUCUUUUGUCAAUAAGAAAUUGAUUAACACAAUGAAGAAUGAUGAGAAUUUUGCCACAGAUGCUUUAUAUGGAUUACCGAAUUCCUUAAUUUUAUUAUUUAGUGAAACUGUUGAAUUAUUAAGAUCAAAAAUUUACUAUAAAGGAAUGAAAAAACCAUACCCAGAAAACUUCAAUACUCGAGUUGAUGCAUUAGAGAAAGAUUUAUUGAAUUGGAAGUUAGAUUGGGAAUUGUUUGAAAAGGAAUCAACUGCAACUGGUGAUAUAGAUGAUUAUUCUACAAAGAAAUUCUAUUCACCAAUGCAUCAAGCAACAUAUCAUCAUAUUUUAUCAUUCUAUCAUGCUUUGGUGAUUUAUUACAAUCGAUUGAUUCGAGAAGUUCAUCCAAAGAAAUUACAAGACAAAGUAGUUAAAACAUUAGAUCAUUUAAAUUCAAUUCAAAAAUUAAUUAGUAAGAAUGAAGCAAAUAUAAUUCCCUUAUUUUGGCAAGGUUUCAUUGCUGGUUGUGAAGCACUUUCACCUGAAUUACAAUUGGAAUUUAAAAAAUGGGGUGCCGAUAUUGCUCAAUAUUUAGGUAGUUAUUGGGGAGCUAGACAAAUCAUGUUGGAAGUUUGGAGAAGAAAAAGAAUGAAUGAAAGUAAUGAUGAUUGGAUAAGUGUUAUUCAUGAUUGGGAAAUGAAUUUAAUGUUGGAUUGA